Molecule: messenger RNA, 739 nt
Organism: Acomys russatus (golden spiny mouse)
Lineage: Eukaryota; Metazoa; Chordata; Mammalia; Rodentia; Muridae
Gene: Tal2
Product: TAL bHLH transcription factor 2
Exons: 2
Coding region: 334-660 (108 amino acids)
Biological process (GO): regulation of transcription by RNA polymerase II
Molecular function (GO): protein dimerization activity; DNA-binding transcription factor activity, RNA polymerase II-specific; RNA polymerase II cis-regulatory region sequence-specific DNA binding
Source: RefSeq, a predicted model, not a curated record
AGAGAGAGAGAGAGAGAGAGAGAGAGAGAGAGAGAGAGAGAGAGAGCGCAAUUUGGUAGCAGUCACCUAAGGAGUCCCGGGAACUUUCAGCGGGACAGCAGCAGUGGCGCAGCACUUUUGGGGAGCCUCUCUGGACUCCUAAAGCGUGUUGUCAAAACCGUUUUAAGUGGAACGCAGCGUCAGUGCCCUCCACCCCAGUGCAUCUCCAGGGUUCUUUAUAUCGUCCCCAGAUCUCUGUUAGCGACCCUCCGACGACACUUUGCAGACGUGAAAUUUUAAGCACGAGACACUUUCCCAGAUUCCUGAAACAACGAAUCCAGCAGGAACCUGGACAUGACGAGAAAGAUCUUUACAAACAGCAGGGAGCGGUGGAGGCAGCAGAAUGUCAACAGCGCCUUCGCCAAGCUGAGGGAGCUCAUCCCCACCCACCCUCCAGACAAGAAGCUGAGCAAAAACGAAACACUGCGCUUGGCAAUGAGGUACAUCAACUUCUUGCUCAUGGUCCUGGGAGAGCAAAGCCUCCAGCAAACCGGAGCAGCUUCACAGGGGAACAUUCUGCAGCUCUUUCCCCAACGGUCCCACCUGCCAGAUGUGGACAACAGAACUCUACUCAAUGACUACGGAGUUUCUGCCCCUGGCCCAAGCCACGGGGCUCCCUAGGGCUGCUGUGACUGGCCCUAAAACCCCAGAACUCUAGGCAGAAGGGCUUGCUGCUGUCUGUUCUAUAAAACCACGCGCA